This is a messenger RNA of Dermacentor andersoni, 2144 nucleotides long. RefSeq names its product enoyl-[acyl-carrier-protein] reductase, mitochondrial. NCBI's taxonomy places the organism in Eukaryota, Metazoa, Arthropoda, Arachnida, Ixodida, Ixodidae. Gene Ontology annotation, biological process: fatty acid metabolic process. Gene Ontology annotation, cellular component: mitochondrion. Gene Ontology annotation, molecular function: oxidoreductase activity. The record is from RefSeq and is a predicted model, not a curated record.
AAAACAAACAUGGCAGCGUCAAUGAGGUGCGUGCGUUUUCUUGGGGUUGUUCUUGGAUCUAGAUCCCCGCUUUGCUCGUCCUACAAACCUUGUCAUGCGAUGAGUAUUACGUGGUCAAGAAAGAACAGCUACGCCGUACAAUUCAAGGAAUUCGGAGAUCCAUGCAAAGUUUUGGAGCGUGUGGAAGAGGCCGUCCCCGACGCACUAGGUGCCGACGAAAUCCUGGUCAAGAUCUUAGCAGCUCCGGUAAAUCCUUCAGACAUAAACACAAUACAAGGGACCUACGGAAUCAAGCCGAGCCUUCCUGCGAAAGCAGGACUGGAAGGUGUAGGGGAAGUCGUUAAGGUUGGAUCACAUGUUAAAAAUCUGGAAACAGGAAAUUGGGUGCUUCUACCUGGUGAUUCAUGGGGGACGUGGAGGAACUUUGGAAAAGGGGACCAGAAGAGGUUUCGAAAAGUUUCUAACAAGCUAGAUAUAGUGACAGCAGCGACAAUGACAGUGAAUACACCAACGGCCUACCGCAUGCUCUACGACUUUGUGACAAUGAUGCCAGGUGACACGUUCAUCCAGAAUGGUGCCAACAGUGGUGUUGGACAAGCAGCCAUCCAGAUAGGCAAGAGUAUGGGCCUCAACUCCAUCAACAUUGUACGUGACCGCCCCAAUUUACAAGAGCUCAAGGAUAAACUAAAGUCUCUUGGAGCUGAUUAUGUGGUUACUGAAGAGGAGCUGAGGACACCUGUGAUGAAAGAAAUUUUUGCCGUUGUGCCACCUCCGAAGCUGGCUCUCAACUGCAUCGGGGGUAAGAAUGCAACUGACAUGAUGCGCCACCUAAUGAAAGGUAGCACCAUGGUCACCUAUGGUGGGAUGUCACGGCAACCCGUCAUAGUGUCAACAGCUUCUCUCAUCUUCCAAGACAUUAAAGUGGUUGGCUUUUGGAGAACACUGUGGGCCAAGGAGCAUGGUAACACCAAACUCGAUGAUGAUAUGUAUGACUACCUAACCAAGAUUUCUAUGGAAGGAAAGCUGCAGCCGCCUGCAAAUAACUUGGUUCCUUUUGAAAAUUACGAAGAUGCUGUAAGAAUGUCCAUGGAAUCCUUUGCCGGGGCCAAACAGGUCUUGGUUAUGGAUGAAAGGUUUGCAUGAGGGUUAGCUGGAGUAUGGGGUCAGAAAAAGCAUUUGACACUUAGUCUGUGUUGCCAAGGCCAAGAUGCGAGCAUCAUGUUUGUUAACGUUUGUCAAUACUUAUGUCACUGUUGUUUCUUCACAGGGCACUCUUCUUUUUUUUUUGCCGGUGAGUGGUUGUCUGCUGUUUAACAAGAAGCAAAGUAUUUAUUUUUGGUUUGCACUUUCACAGCUUUAUAUGCACAAAAACUUUGUAGUUAGCAAGUGUUAAUGAAAAAUUAAAUACAUAAUGAAGUUGCUCAGGUACUAUACUCAUUCCCACAUAUUGUGUGGAUACGUUCCAUUACAAAGUCUCGCAAACAGUAACAAUAAAAUUCAAACAGCGCUAGACGACAGGACCAGAAAGAGGAGGAGACAAACACGGCGCUGAGCUAACAACUGAUUUAUUUGAUACUUGAUUAUACGUAUAAAUAUAGACUUCUUACUUCAAAUAAAUCAGUUGUUAGUUCAGCGCCGUGUUUGUCUCCUCCUCUUUCUGGUCCUGUCGUCUAGCGCUGUAUUAAUUUUAUUGUUACCGUGGAACACCAACUCGCCCAAUCCGCUGCCCUUCGCAAACAGUGACUUUGCUUUCAUUUAGUCAUGCUAGCCUUAUAGAUGUCAAAUGCACUACUCUUGGUUCUUGUGGCAUUGAAAUCUUUUUGACUUUAAAGAUUAAAUAGCAUGUUGUUUGAGUCAGUGGCACCUACUUAAUACUUCAUGUUAUGUUUAAGGGAAACCUGUUUUUCUCAAUCUUAUAGGCAAAAAUUUUUUGUUAGUUGUAUCUAAACAUGACAUGCAUGAAAAAAUGUUUUUACUGCUUGAGUCAUAUAUAUAUAUUUCCAAAAGCAGUGCCAUGGGUUAGUAGUGUGUGAAUGAACUUGUGAAAAGUACUGUUGCAACAACUUGUAAAAAAAUCUUUUAUUUGCUGUAAAAAUAUAUCUAACAGUUGAAUGUUGGCAUUCUAAAUAUAUUGCUGUGGUUUG